Micromonas pusilla CCMP1545 is the source of this 1239-nucleotide messenger RNA. RefSeq names its product histone acetyltransferase. Bases 1 to 1239 code for a protein of 412 amino acids. The record is from RefSeq and is a predicted model, not a curated record. Lineage: Eukaryota; Viridiplantae; Chlorophyta; Mamiellophyceae; Mamiellales; Mamiellaceae. The transcript is spliced from 2 exons.
AUGGCGGACCCGUCCCCGAGCCGCCCCGGGCUCGCGCUCGCGCCGUUCCGCGAGCGCGGCGGGCUCCGCAUCCUGACGUGGAACGUCGCGCGCGCGGUCGCGCCGUCCGAGGACUUCGCGUCCAUCCUGUCGCACGUCCGCGGCCUCGAUCCGGCGCCGCACGCUAUCUGCCUGCAGGCCACGACGCGCGCGUUCGCCAAGGCGCUCGCGUUCGAAUUGGGAAUCGCGAAGCACCACGUCGUGUUCGCCAAGCCGCGGACGACCGGGAAGCUUCGCAAGUUCGGCACCGCGGUGCUCACGGACAAUCGCACGGGCGCGAUGGCGAUCGACGCGAUGGAGAUUCACCUCCCGGGGAACAGCCCGCGCGCGGUCGCGUGCGUCUGCCUCGCGUUUCCGGAGGCGUCGAGUUCAUCGUCGUCGGCGAACGACCCGCUGGCGCGCGAUCGAUCCAUGAUCGCGACGACCAUCGCGCCUUCAUCGCCGUCAUCGCCGUCGCGCCUAGGAUUAGGGGGAAGCGGCAAGUUCGGUCGCGCGGGCAUCGGCGACGGCGGCGACGUCGCGUCGCCGUCGCCGUCGCACCGAUCGUCGCCGCUGGCGCGCAGCCUCAGCGGCGGGAUGCGGCAGCUGAGCGUAGGGCGAGGAGGAGGAGGAGGAGAAAACGGAUUCGGAUUCGGCAUCGACGACGGAGGGAUCGAAGGGACCCACAACGCGCGCGCGGUGUGGGUGUGCAGCGCGCACCUGGACGAUCGCUUCGAGGCGUGGCGCCUGAUGCAGGUCAAAGAGAUCUCGCGGCGGAUGAAGCUCAGGGGGCCGCACGUGUUGGCGGGUGACUUCAACGCGCAUUGCUCGGCAGAUUUCGAAGGCGACGCGUGGGAACACCUCAACGCGUUGGCGGACGAGAAAGGCUGGGAGGCGAUGGAGGAGCGCGUCACGAAUUGGCUGACGCGGCGAAGGAAGAUCAGCGUCGGCGGGUACCCGAACGCGAUCGACGGCGACCGCGAGAGGGACGUCGGCGGGUCGUACGACGACGCGUGGAAUCUCGCGGAGGAGAAGGGCACCGCGCGCGGACCGAAGCACACGUUUCAGUUGAACGAAGAGGUGGGAUACGCGUGGACGAGGCCGGAUUACGUCAUGGUGGAUAAGAUGGCCGCGGUGGAGGUGGUCGGGUGCGAGGUGCACGACGUGCAAGGGAGCACGCACCGGCCGCUGGUCGCGGACCUGAAGGUUUUGGGGUUGUGA